AUGCACAGCCCGCCUCCACAGCGCAGCAAACUGUCGUGGCCGACGGCGGCGCACGGCGACACACCCAGCGUGCGCGGUCACCUCGCCGCUACGCUUUCGCUUGUGAUGGUUCGCUCGCUCCUCCUCCUCGCCUGGAGGUGCAUCACCACCUGUGUCGCGACCGCUGCUGCGCUCCUACUCUCCACGCACGGCCCAAGGCCGGCGGGGUUGAGGCGCACCCCGAGCGAGGUGCUCCGCCUGAGUCACCUGGACGCAGCCCCGUCGACGACGGAGAUUGUUUUUGUCGGGGACGCGUCAUGCGGCAAGAGCGAGCUCCUCUGCGAGGCGCUCCGUCACCGCCCCGUGGGCUUUGCCGCCGCCGACGAGGCGCCGGGUCUCGAGGCGCAGCGGGUCGGCGUCAUCGUGUGCUCGGCCGUGCAGGCAGACGGUUUCGAGAGCCUCCUGCCGUACGUCAAGCGGUGGCGGCUCGCGCUGCGCCGCGACUUUGGCGGGCGGGUGCCGGUGGUGCUCGUCUGCACCAAGGCGGACCUCACCCCGAUGCGGCUGCCGCUCAUCCAAGCGCUCGAGGAGCAGGGCGUCGCCUGCCUGACCGUGUCGGCAAAGGUUGGGACCAAUAUUCGGCACCUUUGGCAGCUCUUUGCGCGCGGGCUGCCGCCUGCGCUGCUGUCGACGGCGGCGCGCCGCCACGGCCUCCUCCUCCGCCUCCAGGCGCUGCUCGACCUCGCGUAUGGCGCACUCCUCGUCGCCGCCGUCGCCGCCGCCGUCUUCGUGCAGAAGGUCGGCCUGCCCAUGCUGGUGCGCGCGCUCGUCCCUUGGCCCGGGGCGCACCCGUCGCCGGCCCGACCGCCGCCGCUCCAGCUCGCCUCCGGCCGCCUGCCCACCCUCUGCGAGAGGGGAGACGGGUUCGGCCCCCUCGCGCUCCGGCGCGUGCUGACCUUCCCCUGA
Messenger RNA from Emiliania huxleyi CCMP1516, 945 nucleotides. RefSeq lists its product as hypothetical. The transcript is spliced from 4 exons. The coding region runs from base 1 to 945 and encodes 314 amino acids. The record is from RefSeq and is a predicted model, not a curated record. NCBI's taxonomy places the organism in Eukaryota, Haptophyta, Isochrysidales, Noelaerhabdaceae.